This is a messenger RNA of Solanum stenotomum, 1591 nucleotides long. RefSeq names its product sugar transport protein 13-like. The coding region runs from base 80 to 1591 and encodes 503 amino acids. Gene Ontology annotation, molecular function: monosaccharide transmembrane transporter activity. Gene Ontology annotation, biological process: monosaccharide transmembrane transport. The record is from RefSeq and is a predicted model, not a curated record. The transcript has 5 exons. Gene Ontology annotation, cellular component: membrane. NCBI's taxonomy places the organism in Eukaryota, Viridiplantae, Streptophyta, Magnoliopsida, Solanales, Solanaceae.
UCAUUAUAUAAAUAAUUAAACCAUCUUCUUCUUAGUUAGUAUUAACUACUUCAUUUGAAGCCGGAGAUUUAGCUACACGAUGGCUGGUGGAGGACUUUCGAUCACCGGCCGCGCCGGGGGCACGGAAUUCGAGGCUAAAAUAACGCCAAUUCUUAUCAUUUCUUGUAUUAUGGCUGCUACUGGAGGACUUAUGUUUGGUUAUGAUAUUGGAGUUUCUGGUGGUGUCACAUCAAUGGGUCCAUUUUUACAAAAAUUCUUCCCAACGGUUUACAAGAGAACAAAGGAAAAAGGUUUAGACAGUAAUUACUGCAAAUACGAUAAUCAAGGCAUACAAUUAUUUACUUCAUCUUUAUAUCUAGCCGGUUUAACGGCUACGUUUUUUGCUUCUUACACGACAAGAAAACUUGGUCGGAGAUUAACAAUGUUAAUCUCCGGUUGUUUUUUCAUCAUCGGAGUUGUACUAAAUGCUGCUGCUCAGAAUUUGGCUAUGCUUAUUAUUGGAAGGAUUCUUCUUGGCUGUGGGGUUGGUUUUGCUAAUCAGGCAGUUCCACUAUAUUUAUCAGAAAUAGCACCUACAAGAAUUCGUGGAGGACUUAACAUUUUGUUCCAACUUAACAUAACUAUUGGUAUUCUUUUCGCCAGCCUCGUGAACUACGGAACAGCCAAAAUUAGUGGAGGACGGGGAUGGAGAUUAACAUUAGGAUUAGCAGGAUUUCCAGCAGUCUUGUUGACUUUGGGUGCAUUAUUUGUAGUAGAAACCCCAAACAGUUUGAUUGAAAGAGGUUACUUAGAAGAAGGCAAAGAAGUACUUCGAAAAAUCCGAGGUUCCGACAACAUUGAACCUGAAUUCUUGAAACUUGUCGAGGCUAGCCGUGUUGCUAAAGAAGUCACACACCCUUUCAGAAAAUUAUUCCAACGUAAAAAUAGACCUCCAUUGAUUAUCUCUGUUGCCCUCCAGAUAUUCCAGCAAUUCACAGGGAUGAACGCCAUUAUGUUUUACGCACCGGUUAUAUUUUCAACACUAGAGUUGGGAAGCGAGACAAGUCUCUACUUAACCGUCAUACCUGGAGCAGUCAACAUCUUCUCCACCCUAGUCUCCAUCUACUGUGUGGACAAGCUCGGACGACGAAUCCUCCUCCUAGAAGCCGGGGUCCAAAUGUUAGUGUUCCAUAUAAUAAUCGCGGUAAUCAUCGGUAUCAAAGUCACGGAUCAUUCAGACGAUCUGAGCCUCGGUUGGGGAAUUUUCGUAGUGAUUAUGAUCUGCAUGUACGUGUCUGCUUUCGCGUGGUCAUGGGGCCCACUAGGAUGGUUAAUUCCUAGCGAGACAUUCCCGUUGGAAACUCGUUCGGCCGGCCAGAGUGUUUCCGUAUGUGUAAACUUGCUUUGCACAUUUGUUAUGGCACAAACGUUUCUCUCAAUGCUUUGUCAUUUUAAGUACCGUAUAUUCUUGUUCUUUUCGGGGUGGAUUUUCGUUAUGUCAUUGUUUGUUUUCUUCUUGUUGCCCGAGACGAAGAAUGUUCCCAUUGACGAGAUGACAGAGAGGGUGUGGAAGCAACAUUGGUUGUGGAAGAGGUUCAUGGUAGAUGAAUGA